This is a messenger RNA of Hibiscus syriacus, 330 nucleotides long. RefSeq lists its product as uncharacterized. Bases 1 to 330 code for a protein of 109 amino acids. NCBI's taxonomy places the organism in Eukaryota, Viridiplantae, Streptophyta, Magnoliopsida, Malvales, Malvaceae. The record is from RefSeq and is a predicted model, not a curated record. The transcript has a single exon.
AUGGUGUCGUCUUCUUCUUCAACCAAAACCAAUAGCAUGAAGAAACCUUGGGGACUAGUCGAAGCAGUCUCGUGGUACUGUACUGUAGCCUUGUUGGCCUUAAUAUUUAUGGGUUCCAUCUGGGCAAACUAUGAAGCUGCAGAUGUGAAAGGGAGACAGCUACUGAACCGACCCUGUGAUGAAAUCUAUGUGGUCGGAGAAGGGGAGACCCUUCACACGAUCAGCGACAAGUGCGGCGACCCUUUCAUCGUCGAGCGAAACCCUCACAUCAAUGAUCCCGACGAUGUUUUCCCCGGCCUUGUUAUUCGCAUAGUUUCUUGUUCAAAUUAA